Messenger RNA from Striga hermonthica, 1521 nucleotides. The record is from the annotation of a GenBank genome assembly. NCBI's taxonomy places the organism in Eukaryota, Viridiplantae, Streptophyta, Magnoliopsida, Lamiales, Orobanchaceae.
AUGAGGCAGAACCCACAAUCGGGUUUUAUAAAAUCUCAAAGGGGCGAAAAAAACAAAAACAAAAAAGUAAGAGGCAGCUCCACUACUACUCCGGCGAUAAGGCCACCGUCUACCUCCGAUAGGCAGCCGCAACCUCUCGGCCGGGAACGGCGAAAUUGGUGUCACGGAAAAAUCUCCAAAGAGAAAAAAUUGAGAAGUGAACGGCGUCGUUUACCUAUGGAGAACAAGAGAGCUACCAAGUCACAGGAAGAGCAGUGGAUGGUUCAAAAUCAAGUCUUUCGGAUUUACGAUCUUGUUUACCAGCUUCCUCCUCAUGCUCAAGCCGUCAACUUUGAGCUUCGACGCGAAAACCACAUUGAAUACCUCAUCAAAAGUCUCAAACAACUCGGCCCAAAUUUUGCUGUUCUGGAUGCUAAUCGACCUUGGCUAUGCUAUUGGAUCAUGCACUCUAUUGCUUUAUUGGGGGACUGUGUUGAUGACAAACUGGAAAAUGACAUAAUUGAGUUUCUUAAACGGUGUCAGGAUCAAAAUGGUGGCUAUGGUGGUGGACCAGGCCAGAUGCCUCAUUUGGCAACAACUUAUGCUGCGAUCAAUACACUGAUAACUGUAGGUGGUCACAAAUCACUGUCAUCGAUAAAUAGAGGGAAGCUUUAUGAUUUUUUGUUGCGAAUGAAAGACUCGAGCGGUGGCUUCAGGAUGCAUGAUGGUGGAGAAAUAGAUGUUCGUGCUUGCUACACUGCUAUAUCUGUGGCUAGUGUUCUUAGCAUUUUGGAUGAUAAGCUGAUUCAGGGUGUUGGGGAUUACAUCGUAAGUUGCCAGACUUAUGAAGGUGGAAUUUCUGGUGAGCCGGGUUCAGAAGCUCAUGGUGGGUAUACAUUUUGCGGUUUGGCUGCUAUGGUUCUAAUCAAUGAGGCGAACCGUUUGGACUUGCCUGGACUAAUUAAUUGGGUGGUAUUCAGACAAGGCAUUGAGUGUGGAUUCCAAGGCAGAUCAAAUAAGUUGGUUGAUGGCUGCUACUCAUUUUGGCAGGGAGGGGUGGCCGCGAUAAUUCAGCGACUUCAUUUGAUUGUUAGUCAACAACUGGGUCUACCGAAUACCUUUAAAUUUGACCAUACAACAGAAAGUGAUGAUGAUUCUUCAAAUUCCGAUGGAGAACAAACUUUUGAAGGAGCCUCUUCCCCAUUAGAAGAGAUGAAAAGUAACGGCUACGAAUUUAUCAAAGGACCAAUAGGAAUGAAACCUGUUUUCAACAGCAUGGCCUUGCAACAAUACAUCCUUCUUUGCACACAGGAGGAGGCAGGUUUUAGAGAUAAGCCGGGAAAACGCCGAGACCACUACCAUACAUGUUAUGUUUUAAGCGGACUGUCUAUUUGCCAAUAUAGCAACGUAAGAGACAUAGAAUCUCCCCCUUUGCCGAAGGAUAUAGUGGGCCCUUACUCAAAUUUGCUCGAGCCUGUCCAUCCUUUGUAUAAUAUAGUUUUAGAUAAAUAUUUCGAAGCGUACGAGUUUUUCGCAAGAUAG